This is a messenger RNA of Protopterus annectens (West African lungfish), 863 nucleotides long. RefSeq names its product exocyst complex component 1 like (gene EXOC1L). The coding region runs from base 351 to 863 and encodes 170 amino acids. NCBI's taxonomy places the organism in Eukaryota, Metazoa, Chordata, Ceratodontiformes, Protopteridae. The record is from RefSeq and is a predicted model, not a curated record. The transcript has 3 exons.
AUGGAAGACAUGGCUAAUCAAUACAUCAACUGACUUUAACUGAUUGUAAUGGAAUCUUAAUGCGACAUCAAUCUUGUCUGUUUUGAAAAAAAACUGCCGCCAAAUUACACCAAUCUGGCCUGUGUAUGUGACUCUAGGGAACUAUACAGCAGCAGGGAAAUAAUUUAUCAUGAUGGGCCAGAAAGUGCAUAACUUACGGUUUUUAGCCUGCGGGCUUCUAGAUCUCCACUCAAAGUGCGGUGGUACUUUGGUGUGUAAGCAGAUAGUUAUAGGGAGAAAGAUUAACUGCUUCUGCGUUCUAAAGGAACACGUUCCUAAGAAGAGCAUCCAAUAUUUCCUUUGAAAAAAGAAUGUCAUCACUACUGAAAGAGGAUUUAGAGAAAAAGCUGUUUAAAUUGGAAGGACACAAAUUGUAUGAGUUCAUUGAAAUAGAAUAUUCAGGAAAGGAAAGACACUAUCUUUGUGUAUCAGUGCCUAAAAAUCGAGAAGUUCAAAUAUCAGUAGUGAAACAUUACAGAAUCUCACUGGAUGACAAAUAUGAGAAACUUAAAACAUGGCUGUUGAAGGAUUUGGAAAUGAUUGAUGGAAAGGAAGCUGAUGCAGAUAAUUCGUAUUUUGAUAUGCAGUUUGACAAAAUUUGCACAUUUGAAGCUUACAGCUGUGCAUCCAAGUAUUCAUUUACUCGAUGUCUAAUCAAUCUCAACAAAACUUACUAUAAGAAGGAAAUUAAAAUUGUGAACUUUGAUGAUACCUACAUUGAUGAUGGAAUGCUGGAGUCAAAUAAAGGUGACUGCAUGGUAUUGCUGAGGGUGUGCUUCUACGCUUUUAACCUUGUGUGCCUGUCCCUCUGCCCUGUACCGUAA